UCAAGUGCAAGUAUGAUACAGGAUACACACAAAACAAGAAAUAUUUCUGUAACGGUCCAUGGAAAGGCUGUUCUGACCAAAUAAAGACAGGAGUUAAGAACGAGUGGAUAAAUUCAGGAAGAUUCUCACUUUAUGAUGAAACGAAAUCAGCAGAGUUCUGGGUGAUGAUCAGAAAUCUCACUGUACAGGACACUGGCACAUACUACUGUGGAGUUGAUAUACUAUUGUGGAUAGACAAUUACACAUCAGUGGACCUGAAGGUAAAGGAAGGUGAGGUCUCUAGAGCAGUAAGUGCACAUGCAGGGGGAGGAGUCAACAUCAAGUAUCGGUCCUAUGAGAAGUCCAUCAGUGAGACUGUCCAUGUAGGAGGAGAUUUGAACUUCAGCUGUAAAUACCCAGAAUCCCUCAGGAGUAAUCCCAAGUUUCUCUGUAAAAUGAGGCUGCAAGAUUUUGCUUGUUCUUAUAAAAAAUCUAUUAAUGAAAGUGGAAGAUACAUAAAUAUGGGGAAAUUCUCCCUGUAUGAUGACAGAGAAAGACAAAUCUUGAGUGUGAGUAUUAGAAAUGUAACUGAGGGAGACUCUGGUGAAUACUGGUGUGGAGCUGAAGCAGACUGGGAAUCUGAUGAUGGAUACAAGGUUUAUUUCACACAGAUCAACCUGUCAGUUACUGUGUACUCCCGCACCAUCUGGUCCAUCACAUCCACGCCACACUUUGUGGUGUUGUAA
Molecule: messenger RNA, 725 nt
Organism: Clarias gariepinus (North African catfish)
Lineage: Eukaryota; Metazoa; Chordata; Actinopteri; Siluriformes; Clariidae
Product: polymeric immunoglobulin receptor-like
Exons: 4
Coding region: 165-725 (186 amino acids)
Source: RefSeq, a predicted model, not a curated record